This is a messenger RNA of Pygoscelis adeliae (Adelie penguin), 462 nucleotides long. Its product is annotated as DNA-directed RNA polymerases I and III subunit RPAC1-like. The transcript has 3 exons. NCBI's taxonomy places the organism in Eukaryota, Metazoa, Chordata, Aves, Sphenisciformes, Spheniscidae. Gene Ontology annotation, cellular component: RNA polymerase I complex; RNA polymerase III complex. The coding region runs from base 1 to 264 and encodes 87 amino acids. Gene Ontology annotation, molecular function: protein dimerization activity. The record is from RefSeq and is a predicted model, not a curated record. Gene Ontology annotation, biological process: DNA-templated transcription.
AUGCCAAAGGGUUUCGCUUUGGCAAUACGAAAAAAGGUGGCAAGAGUAGCCAACGCACGGUUGGACACGUUCAGCAGAGAAGUUUUCCGUCAUGAGAGUCUGAAAAACCUUGUGCGCUUGGCAAGAGUGCGAAACCAUUACAUCUUUUCAGUGGAGUCGACGGGUAUCUUGCCUCCAGAUGUGCUGGUGAGCGAAGCCAUCAAGAUCCUGAUGGGAAAGUGUCAGCGCUUCCUGAAUGAGCUGGACUCUGUGCCUAUGGAGUGACCGGGCUGUAGCUGGGAAGCGUGUUCCUGCACUGCUGUUCUGGGCUUCCUGCACCUGCCUGCAGGGGUGAUGCCUCUUCUGUAGGCAAGAGGUUUGAGAUGGGCUUGUUAAGAGUCCUAGGACUGUCUCUUUGGAUUUGUCUUCUGUUGGCAAUGAGCCUCAGGGAGGAGAUGCACUAAAAUAAAGGCUUUUCUUUAC